Molecule: messenger RNA, 900 nt
Organism: Exophiala aquamarina CBS 119918
Lineage: Eukaryota; Fungi; Ascomycota; Eurotiomycetes; Chaetothyriales; Herpotrichiellaceae
Exons: 1
Coding region: 1-900 (299 amino acids)
Source: RefSeq, a predicted model, not a curated record
AUGUCCUCCAGCCUACUUCAGGUUCCCUUCAAGCCUGUGCCGGAUCGACGUCACUCCGUCAACAACAAUACCGGGUCACCCCAAUCGCCCGUCAUCUCCCGAAAAGGCAGUGCUUCGUCUAUCACAUCACAUAAAUCCGAACCUGGAUGGAUGUCGGCCAUGAAUGGGAUCGAUCGCAGUCGGACUGGGUCAACUGCUAGCCAAACAUCACACCUUUCUACAAAAUCUUCCAGUGGCGGCUUCAGCAAACUCUUCGGGAAGAGUAAACAUGACGAAAAACAGAAAAAGAAGGGCAAGAAGAAGGAUCUAGAUCAGAUUGUCAUCACAUCACGUCAUGCGGCAGCAGUUAGGACCAAACUAGCACUUGAUCCAAAGCUCAAGAAGGCUUCACACAAAGACCAACAGCCCGUGGUCACUGGCACUCAAAGUAGUGCACAUUUGACUGCACAGGAGCAAGAAAUUCGUCGACCUCAUUCAGGCCCCCCUUCCUUGCGCCAUGCAGCAAAGAGUAACAAAGCCGACAUGCCUUUCCUUACCCGGAUUAUAAGCGGCGACGAAGCCGAUGAGCCGGAUGAGUGGGAGAGAUUGAGGGAAGAAUGGCGAACGAGAAAAAUCCCCGGAGUUGAAAUGCUGCAGGUUGUUGAGGGAGAGACCUUGGAUGGUUCAACAGCUUCAUCUUCUGGUACAGCAACCCCCGAGGAUAGGGAUGUUCUUACAAGUUGUUACAAGUCUGAUAUUAACCUUCCACCUACAAAACUUAUCGAAAGCGAAGGUGUCCGCCUCGUCACGGUCAAUAACCUUUCGUCUGAUACUGAGCUUGCGAGGCCAAGUACUCAGCGACACAAUACUCCAAUUGGGGGCAGGUGGAAAAAGGAUAGGGCGGGCGUGUGGAAGAGAUGA